GCGGAAGGGAAGCGGAAAAAAGGGCCCGCAUGAGCCCAUUCGUGCAACGUGGAGGGAGAAAAAUGUCUGAGAAACAGCAGCAAGACGGCGGGAGCGUCGCUCGGCAGAUAGGUAAGGUGAAACAUACCCUCUGGGACACCCAUGCUUUUCAGUGUUAAGGCUCACAUACUUUCACAGCUCUGAAGAUAAUGAGGAGAUGAAGCAGGUUUCUAACACUACAGUAGAAAACCUGGAGGACAAGCUGAUGCAAUGCAGAGAAGACUUGGAAGAGGUGGAUUUUAAGCUCCGGAGAGAAGAAAUGACUCCUGAGAGAAGAGAAUCACUGGAGAAAGAGAAAAGCCUGCUAACAAGCAAAGCUGAAGCAUAUGAGAAAGAACUAAAAGCCCUUCGCCAAGAGAAUCGCAAGAUUGUCGCACUUUCAGCUGCCAUCGUGCUCUUGGUUGUUGUUAUUUACACCUGCUGGACAAUGUGAUUAUUUGAUGGUAACCUCUUCCUCCCCUCACCAGACUAACUCGAAGGUUCAGUCAGCUUCCCAUGUCACUUUGACACCUCUUAGUCAUCACAGGCAAUUCAUUGCUGACACUUGAAAAAAAUUAGCAAAGCACAAACAGUUUCUCAGAAACAUGGGGCUUUUUGGUAACAGAGCCGCAGUUACAGGAUAGUUUUUGCAAAGGGACAGCAGGAUGUCAUUUUACUGUGUUUUAGCACCAGGUGAAAACUGUGUUGUUCACACAAGCCUUACUGUGGAGGUCUUCAUAAUUUUAAUGUGAUUUUUCUGUUUUAUAUCUGUUUUUUAAUGUGUCUUUGAUCUAGUCAGUGAAUUUCUGCUACAGAGCAGCCAUAGAAGCAGAGUUAAUAAAUACAAUUUACUCUAGUAAUCAAUAAUGUCUUCAUUUGUCUGCUCUUAGAAAAACCUCCUGUAAUGUCUUGAAUGUUCCUGUAUCAGUCAUUUUAAAGCUGAAGCUUUCUGUCUUGCCUAUUUUUUUUUCUUUAUGCUUCAUCUGCCCACUUCUAGUCCUUGCAUCUUUUUCUGCUCAUAUUGCAUGGGCAGGAUCCAUCUGUAACACAGAACCUAUGUCAAAUAUGAAAGCUGUAUUUGUUUAUAUAGUUCUGUAAUGGAACUUAAUGUAACAACUCGCCUUCUACUGAUCAAACCAAAUUUGAUAAAGCUUUAGUUGAUGCCAAACAUGUUUCUAAACCCUAAGGCAUUCAUAAACCUUUUGAAAUAUAAGGCAGGGUUUAUCUAACAGCAGAGAUUGUUCAAGCUGAAAAGAUCACUGUUCUUAUUGUGAAAACCCAAUCUCCCCUUCCGCUUUCUGAAAAUGCCUUUGAACACAGAACAUGCUCAAACAUGCAUGCUGUCAGUUCAGCCAGGGCAGCUAUACAUGUUUCUCUGAUUUCUCACUUUCUCACUUGCUUUUUAAACGUCUUGGUUUCUCAUCAUGCUGUGUGCACUUUUCUUACUCACCCAAGUAUUGUAUUGAUUUCUGAGGUUUUUCUAUUUCAGGCUUCUUUAACCUCAAUACCUGAACAUUCAAAGGCUUUUCUAUUGAAUAGCUUUGUAUGUUCUUCCUCUUUAAAAACGUUUGCUUUCUUAUUGCCUGGCCACAACAUUUUGACCACACUUUGAUGCUGCUCAGCUAUCCAUGUCUCUAUUCUCAGCUGAACUGUUAGACUUGCACAGAGAUGGCAGGCUGCUACAGAUAUUAGAAUUUUCAGUACUACUUAUUAAUGGAACUGGUUUACAUUUUUAAGAAUUGCAUUUUAAUCCCUAAAUUAUUGAAGCCUAUAGUCUCACUAGAUUGCAUAUACUCCAGAUUACUUAUAACCUCAUAAUCGUAAAUGUGUGUUCCUGUGCUUUUAGUCUGGAAACAUACACUUCAAUCAACUGUGGACUAUUUACUCAAUUUUGUAUAUAACUUGUGUGUUUUAAUUUUAAGUGGGAGAUGUUAUAGUUGUUAUCUCUAAUACUAUUUUACUAUAAUCAUCCUUUAAAAUCCUCUACAAACUCCCUGAAAGAAAAAGUUCCAAAUGUUGUUAUUUCUUUGGAGAAAUACCUUUGUUUACGCAUCUUCCUUUGAGAGUUGUUUACAGUGACAAGACUGCAAAAUUCUAGUUAUCCUAAAACUACACUUUUUCAGUGAGUUGGGGUCUUGGUAUAAGGAAACUUUAGUUGGCUGAUUGUAUUUUCACUUUUAAGUGCAACACAUCAUUUUAAACUUCCCUCUGUUCCAUUUUUUUAAAAAUAAAUAUAUUCUAUUGGAAAUUACAAA
Molecule: messenger RNA, 2273 nt
Organism: Anolis carolinensis (green anole)
Lineage: Eukaryota; Metazoa; Chordata; Lepidosauria; Squamata; Anolidae
Gene: ccdc167
Product: coiled-coil domain containing 167
Exons: 5
Coding region: 197-472 (91 amino acids)
Source: RefSeq, a predicted model, not a curated record